CCUAUCCUUGUCCCCACAGUGAGCGCCGGCCUCUUGGAGAACUGCACGGGCUGCGUCCUGUGCUCGGAGGAGAACGGCUGCAUCACCUGCCACCACCGGCUCUUCCUGCUCAUCUGGAGGGACGGCAUCCGCCAGUACGGGGUGUGCGUCCACACCUGCCCCCCCGGCUACUUCGGCGUGCGGGGUCUGGAGGUCAACAGAUGCACAAAGUGCAGGUCGCCCAGCUGCGAGAGCUGCUUCAGCAAAGACUUCUGCAUGAAAUGCAAGGAGAAGUUCUACCUGCACAAAGGCCAAUGCUUCCGGCAGUGCCCCCCCAGCACCGCGGCUCAGCCCGGCACCCGCGAGUGCCAAGAAACAUGCGAGCCGGGGCCCUGGAGCGAGUGGAGCGCCUGCACUCACGAGGGCCGGAGCUGCGGCUGCAAAUGGGGUCUGGAGACGCGGGUGCGCGAGGUGCCGGGCUCCCCACGGGAGGAGGGGGCUGCGUGCCCCGCGCUGCUGGAGAGCCGCAGGUGCCGCCUGAGAAAGCACUGCCCGGGAGAGAAAACCAAACUCAGAAACAAAGGCAAAAAGCGGCAGAAGAAGCAGAGGACAGAGCAGGACGCGGGCACCUAG
Centrocercus urophasianus (Greater sage-grouse) is the source of this 612-nucleotide messenger RNA. It is a transcript of the gene RSPO4, whose product is annotated as R-spondin 4. The annotation marks the transcript as partial. Lineage: Eukaryota; Metazoa; Chordata; Aves; Galliformes; Phasianidae. The record is from RefSeq and is a predicted model, not a curated record. The transcript has 4 exons.